Ceratotherium simum simum (southern white rhinoceros) is the source of this 2352-nucleotide messenger RNA. Lineage: Eukaryota; Metazoa; Chordata; Mammalia; Perissodactyla; Rhinocerotidae. The record is from RefSeq and is a predicted model, not a curated record.
UCAUUUAACAGAUAAUUCGUGUUCAGUCUCCGGAUGGGGUGAAGCGGAUCACAGCAACGAAGAGGGAAACGGCUGCAACAUUUUUGAAAAAGGUCGCAAAGGAGUUUGGCUUCCAGAAUAAUGGCUUCUCAGUUUACAUCAAUAGAAACAAGACUGGAGAGAUAACAGCAUCGUCCAACAAAUCCCUCAACCUGCUGAAAAUCAAGCAUGGCGAUUUGUUGUUCCUGUUUCCCUCGAGCCUUGCUGGACCCUCAUCUGAAAUGGAAACGUCGACCCCACUGGGGUUAAAGGUCUUUGGCGCUCCUAAUGUGGUGGAAGAUGAGAUCGACCAGUACCUCAGCAAACAGGACGGGAAGAUUUACAGAAGCCGAGACCCACAGCUAUGCCGACAUGGUCCUCUGGGGAAAUGUGUGCACUGCGUUCCUCUAGAGCCAUUCGAUGAGGACUACCUAAACCAUCUUGAACCUCCCGUGAAGCACAUGUCCUUCCACGCCUACAUCCGAAAGUUGACUGGAGGGGCCGACAAGGGGAAAUUUGUUGCCCUGGAGAACAUCAGUUGCAAGAUUAAAUCAGGGUGCGAGGGACAUCUUCCGUGGCCUAACGGCAUCUGUACUAAGUGCCAGCCAAGUGCCAUCACGCUGAACAGACAGAAAUACAGACAUGUGGACAAUAUUAUGUUUGAGAAUCACACAGUAGCCGAUCGCUUCCUUGACUUCUGGAGGAAGACAGGGAACCAGCAUUUCGGGUACUUGUAUGGCCGGUAUACGGAGCACAAAGACAUUCCUCUUGGCAUCAGGGCUGAAGUAGCUGCAAUUUACGAACCUCCUCAGAUUGGUACACAGAACAGCUUGGAGCUUCUUGCAGACCCAAAAGCGGAAGUGGUUGAUGAAAUUGCUGCCAAACUCGGCCUGAGGAAGGUUGGUUGGAUAUUUACAGACCUCGUCUCGGAAGACACCCGAAAGGGUACAGUUCGAUACAGUCGAAAUAAGGACACGUAUUUCCUGAGUUCGGAAGAAUGUAUCACUGCAGGAGACUUCCAAAAUAAGCAUCCCAAUAUAUGUCGACUCUCUCCAGACGGACAUUUUGGCUCCAAGUUUGUUACUGCAGUGGCUACAGGUGGUCCCGACAAUCAGGUCCACUUUGAAGGGUACCAGGUGUCUAAUCAGUGCAUGGCGCUGGUCCGUGAUGAGUGCCUGCUGCCGUGCAAGGACGCCCCUGAGCUCGGCUACGCCAAGGAGUCCAGCAGCGAGCAGUAUGUGCCUGAUGUGUUUUAUAAGGACAUAGACAAGUUUGGCAACGAGAUCACACAGUUGGCCCGCCCCCUGCCUGUGGAGUAUCUGAUCAUAGACAUCACAACAACUUUCCCCAAGGAUCCAGUUUAUACUUUUUCUAUUUCGCAAAAUCCAUUUCCUAUUGAAAACCGAGAUGUAUUGGGUGAGACACAGGACUUCCAUAGUUUGGCUACCUAUUUGUCCCAGAAUACCUCAUCUGUGUUCUUGGAUACCAUCUCGGAUUUCCACCUCCUGCUGUUUCUGGUCACCAAUGAAGUCAUGCCUCUGCAGGACAGCAUCAGCUUGCUGCUAGAGGCCGUGAGGACCAGAAAUGAGGAGCUUGCCCAGACGUGGAAGAAGUCUGAGCAGUGGGCCACCAUCGAGCAGCUCUGCAGCACAGUUGGUGUGCAGCUUCCGGGCCUCCACGAGUAUGGAGCCAUUGGGGGCUCCACGCACGCCACCACGGCCGCCAUGUGGGCCUGUCAGCACUGCACCUUCAUGAACCAGCCAGGCACUGGCCACUGCGAGAUGUGCAGCCUCCCCAGGACCUAGGGCUCCCGGCCCCUGCUGGCAGGACUGGGUCCACCCCAGCCCUCUCUGAAGUCAGGAUCGUUGUUACUGUGCCCCACAGCUGGCAGCCCUGAAGGGCAGGGCGGGGGUGGCUGCCCUGGGGUCUGUGACCGACAAAGCUUCUUAACACCAGACUUCCCUGGAGGGAGGGAGCCAGGCUGGUGCUCUGCAGGCUGAAACCAGUCUGCUAGGCCCGGACACCUGGCACCCCUACCUGGUUACCAGCCCCCCCUGUGGUGGAAGGACUGGGUACCUCUAAAUCAUCACCUGGGAUUGGAGGGGUGGGGACAGCUUGUUGCUGCCAUCCAGCAUUCUCUUUCCUUCCUCUUGGAUGCUUUUUGUUCUUGCCUCUCCCGUGUUUUUGGUUGGGAGCUCUUGAUGGCCUCUGUACCCUAUUGCUCUGGGGCAGACCCUGCCUGUGAGGGCCACUUCUUCCCCUUCCAGUAGCCAUUGUCUGGUGGGAACUCAAGUGGCCACGGGCUCACCGGCCUCCUGUCUGCUUGAUCUGCAG